Molecule: messenger RNA, 237 nt
Organism: Necator americanus (New World hookworm)
Lineage: Eukaryota; Metazoa; Nematoda; Chromadorea; Rhabditida; Ancylostomatidae
Exons: 4
Coding region: 1-237 (78 amino acids)
Source: RefSeq, a predicted model, not a curated record
AUGCAUCAUGCAUCACUGACUUCCAAAAUUAAUGUAGCGCAGUCGGGUUACUGGUGGCUCCAAACGGGAAGAGCCAGAUUUCGAUCUAGUUCUGGUUAUCUACUUUCUUCUCCUAUAAUUUUCUCAGGAAAUUGUAACGGGGGCAAUACUCAUUUAUUUGCUACUCAACGGCGUUACAAAAAGAACAAAAAGAAGAGAAGCAGUUCCGUGUGCGAUUCUGCGUUGGUUUUCUCAUAA